Messenger RNA from Manduca sexta (tobacco hornworm), 4517 nucleotides. RefSeq names its product transcription initiation factor TFIID subunit 3 (gene Taf3). Gene Ontology annotation, molecular function: protein heterodimerization activity. Lineage: Eukaryota; Metazoa; Arthropoda; Insecta; Lepidoptera; Sphingidae. The coding region runs from base 250 to 3807 and encodes 1185 amino acids. Gene Ontology annotation, cellular component: transcription factor TFIID complex. The transcript has 2 exons. The record is from RefSeq and is a predicted model, not a curated record.
UCCAAAGAUUGACAACCCAAAAUGCAAUCAUGGCGCACGGGGCACUGUGUUUUUAGAAUGCUGAGAAGUUUUUACGUAAACACUUCGUUAUUUUACAUUGAAAUCGAUUUAUGUGUUUUUAUAAAUUAUCCUUGAGUUUUUACGGUUGUAGUGAAGCAUACAUGUGUGUUCCAAACUUGAUUUUUACAUUGGUUCGGACCCACGUCUCAGUACCACUGGACACUUGCAGAUAACUUUGUUGGUGUCAUAAUGUCAGAGGCGUACGCCCGCGAGAUACUACGAAGGAAUGUUGCGCAAAUAUGCCAAACUGUAGGAUGGAACGGUAUAAACUCGACACCACUUGACAUUCUGGUUCAUGUGUUGGAGAAGUACAUAAGGACUCUAGGCACCCAAGCAAACAGGCAUGCUGAACAAUUUAACAGGACUGAACCAAAUUUACAUGAUUUAGGAUUAGUAUUUCGUGAUCUACACGUGAACCUGCCCGAGUUGGCAGAGUAUGUGCGUUGUGUACCACCUGUACCACCACCUGUCAAUUCUGUCAAGUUCCCCAAGCCAAAAGAAUCAAAUUUGAAUUUCCUGAAGCCCGGCAGCCAUGAAGUCGUCACAAGGCCCAUGCAUGUACAUGAACACCUGCCCCCCAUGUAUCCUGAGAAGGAAAGGGAUACACCAGCAGUUGCAGGAACUGUUGAAAUUCGUCAAAAUGGCAUUGACAAUGUUGAUAAUAGCAAUACAAUGUGUACAAGUCCAGAAAUAUCAGUCACUGAUAGUCCUGAGAAACCUAAGGACUUAUUCAAGAGGCCAACGGACCCUGUGUCUUUAUCCAACAGCAAAAGACCUAGGUUACGUCUGGAGGAGGAGGAGAGGACGCGAGAGAUAAGUAGUGUGAUGAUGACCAUGUCAGGUUUUUUAUCUCCUGCCAGAGAAGGCAAGUUGCCUGAAGCCCGUCCUCCAACAAUUAUAUCAGAAAAACAUUAUGACAAACACAAAGCAAACUCACAUCAUACAAAUAUCAUCAAACCUCCAAUAUUAGAGAAAGCUGACAAGAAAUCAAAGAAAAAUAAAUUAUUGAAUGGUAAAAUUAUGAAAAGUAAAAGAAAAGAUAAGAGUCAUAAAGGUGAAAGUAGUAAAUCAAAGGAUAAUAGUAAAUUGAAUAAAUAUCCAUCAGGACAUCCAGUAAAGAGUAGAGAUGUUCAUCCUAAGCAUCAUAAUCAUGUUACGAUGCCAGCGCCGAAGCCAAUACUUCCACCACCUCCAUUAAGGCCACUGAUGAUGCCACCUCCUUUAGUACCGAUAUCUGCGCCCCAACCACCAUCGGUUAUAAAGCAGGAGCCUGUAGACCCACCACCACCAACACCACCACCACCAUCACCGUCACCAGGUCCUAAAAACGUGGUACUUGCAGAGGAUGCUAUACCUGUUCCAAGAAAGAUACCAAUAUCCCAAUCACCACUCAUUGCUAACUCAGCCCCUGUAAAUAAACAACAUACAUCAACAAAUUCCUUAAUACCAGAUAUAGAAAUAAAGAAAGAGGUCAUUGAUGAGGAGGAAAAAUUGGCGUCCCAGCCUGACCGAUCAAAGAUUAAUAUAUUUAGGCGAAUAACGAACAAAUCUAAGGAAGAUAAGAGUACUCCAGAGGUUGUCCCUGAGAAAACACAGUCUGAUCCAAUGAUCUCAAGGUUGCAGAACUCUGCAGAAGUGAAUGCCGUGGAAUCUAGAUCCUAUGAGAAUGUUAGAAUGAAAACUGAGCCGGAGCUAAGAGUUGUGAACAAUAAUGAUAGUAGAGCUGUAGAUUUAUCUAAGGUUAUGGAUUUGAGAACCAAUGAGGUGAUUAGUAUUGACGAUGAUUCUAUGGAAAAAAAUCCCAUGCUACAAGCCAGGCUUCAGCAGCCUGAAGUACGUCCCAGUAUAUCAAUAAACAAAGCCCUACAAGUACCGUUCCCCAAAGAUGUAGCUAGUGUCAGUCCAAAAAUUAAAAAAGAGAAAAAGCACACUAAAAAGGAUAAAGUUGCAAAAAUGGAAGCUAAGUUGUUAAAGAAACAGCAAUUAGCACUUGAAAUGGCACAGGCUGAGAAACAAGGUAUGAAAAUGAGUGGUGUCAAACCGCCUAAACCAAGUAGGCCAAAGAAUGAAUCGAAAAUGCCACAAAUGCCACCUGGAUUUCCAUUUUUCCCUACAAUGGCACCAGGUAGAGGCUUGAUGCCAGGCCCAGGGUUGAUUCCCAAUCCUGGUCUUAUGCCAGGUACUGACUUCCUGAGUAGUUUUUCAUCAAAUCCGGCAUUACGAGGGCUUCCCCCUUCAAAUUUAUUAAGUAAUCCGUUCGCGUUAGGCGCUGGCGGGCCUGGGCUUAUUCCUGGACCCAGUUUUCUGCCUGGCGGUUUAAAUCCAGGCAUUCGUAAUCCUCUCAUGUCCAUGGGAAAUUACCCACAUACGUCCCGGUCUUCAUCUGUAAAAAUACCUCCCAUGCUUCGUCGUCCCAGCUUAGAAGUAAUCCCUGUAGAUAACGACGAGGACAGAGGUAUGCAUAAGAGUUCAAUGUUGUCCCGAGACAAAGACAGGCACGAUAAGCACAAAUCUCAGACCAUUCCAAAUAUAUUACAAAAGCAUAAAUCAAAAUCACACAAAGAUCAUAAAUCGAGUCUGUACAAGAUGCCUCCAGUUCAGCCCGAUAUAACAAUCGAAUUAAAUCCCCCGAAAGUAGAUCCUGUAAGGCAAGAGCCGCCGCGGCAUUCCCCUGUUCCUCCUCCACGCCUACCUACUCCAGAGCCUAUUCCGCAACCGGAACCCGAACCCGCACCGCGACCGGUCAAACCACCCACACCUGAGACGUCUCAAGAAAAAGAAUUAGAAAAUUCAGACAAGAAAAAGGAUAAGUCACAUAAAAAAGAAAAGAAAGAUAAAGAUGGCAUCAAAAUUAAAAAGAAGAAGGACAAGAAGGAUAAAAACAAAGAUAAGUCUGAAAAGAAACGUGAUAAAGAUGAACGGCAAGAGUUGAAGGAAUUAAAGGAUAGGAUAAAGAAAGAGAAGAAGGAGAAGAAAAAAGAAAAAUCCGGCGACGGGUUAGUGCCCAAGUUAACGUUGAAACUCAGUUCUUCCAAUUCAAAUUCACCUAUGCCGCCGAGCUCGCCCGACACGUUUAAACUAAACAUAAAGCCGCUCGUGAAAAAAGAGCGGGAAGAGAGCCCGCCCAAAGAGGAGCCGGUGUCAAGAGAACAGAGCCGGUCGCCGGAACUCGCUCAAAUAUCUGCCUUGGUCACGAGACCUCCUAAGCAGAAACAUUCAAAGCACAAUCACAUCGCCGAAGCAGAGGCGCAUUCGUCGUCGCCGCCUUCUGGCUGCUCGCCGCCGCGAAAAAACACACCCUCAAGCCACUCGAAAUAUAAGCGGAUAUUGUUCAAACCACUUUCAAAGAAGGGGCACGUGGAACUCGACGAAGAAGUCGCUACACUAUCGGACGAGCCGCCACCCGCCGCUUCGCCCGCUCCCGCCCCGGCGCCGCCUCCGCCCGCCGCGGAGAAGCCGGCCGGGCCCUUGCCCACGCCCUACUACGUCGACGAGCACGGGAACAAAAUAUGGGUGUGUCCGGCGUGCGGUCGGCCCGACAACGGUUCGCCGAUGAUCGGCUGCGACGGCUGCGACGGCUGGUACCACUGGGUGUGCGUGGGCAUCACCGAGGAGCCCGGCGCCACGGAAGACUGGUUCUGCAAGUCUUGCAUCGCCAAGCGGGCCGCCAUGGCGCUCGCCGGCGUCACGUCCGGCAAGAAGAGAGGCCGGAAACCAAAAGGGGACAAAAUCAGAGACUGUCAUUGAUAUGGACUUUUCGUUGUUACUGAGAUUAGUUUUAAUUUUCCAUUCUAUAGACAUGAGUAAAUGGAUGCGAGUUGUUAAUGGAUUAAUUGUUGAAUGAUAUCACGAAGAAAAAAUGUUUUCAUAAUUAAUAAUGUUAUAUCAUAGGCUUGGAAUAAGUAUAGAUAAUAAUUGAAUAUUGACAUAAAAUGUUGAAUAUAAAGAUAGUGUAGUUACUUGUAAUAAUUUUACCAUAAUUUUAAAUAUUUUGUUACUAUUUGUCUCAUUUUUUUUUCGCUCGAUCAGAUCAAGACGAAGGGUCGCGAGCGUGUUAUACACUACUCGCGUGUAUACAUAGAUGGUAAUAUAAGAUUCUUUUUAUAUUGUACAAAAACUGAAUUUACUUAAGAUAUUGGUGAUGUAUAAAGUAAUGUAGUCAAUAUUUAAAUAAACAGAAAAAAGCUGGAUGUAUUUUCAGCUGAUAUUUGAAUAUUUUCAUAUUAUAAUUUUAAUAUAACCCUGUUUUUUUUUUGUUAAAGUUGUUCCUUCAUUUUGUACAGGACUGGCACGGUCGUGUGAUGCGUCGCGUUGCGUGUUGCGCUCGCGCAUUGCAGUGUAGGCGACGCGGUCGUAUUACACGAUGGUGCUCGUCUUACUGCAUUCGACUAAUUGGAGGGGAGGCAAUGUAAAUUUGAUUUCAGCCAGUGGCCAAUUAAAUAUAUUGGUACUCGAAA